AGUUCUAAGUUUUAUCCAAUGAAGCACCUAAGGCGGGGCGAGGAGGCGGGUCAGUGACGUAAUGCAGAUUGAUUGGCAUUCAGACCAUCGACGUCCUGGUGUAGCUAUGACUUUCGCCAAUCCUAAAGCAGGGUAACACGGUGCAGGCGCAGAGGCUUGGGUUUGGCUGGCCUCGAUUUAAAGAGACAGAAGCUGUCCGGGUCCUGGAGGACGGUCCCCAAUACCCUCCCCCCAAGUCCUUGGGACCAUUUGGGUCCUCAGAGCUGGGGAUAUGGUUUGCGGCGGCUUUGCCUGUUCCAAGAAUGCGCUUUGCGCUCUCAACGUGGUCUACAUGCUGGUGGGCUUGUUGCUCAUUGGAGUGGCUGCCUGGGGCAAGGGCCUGGGCCUGGUGUCCAGCAUCCACAUCAUUGGAGGAGUCAUUGCUGUGGGAGUUUUCCUUCUCCUUAUUGCAGUGGCUGGACUGGUGGGUGCCGUCAACCACCACCAAGUCCUGCUAUUCUUUUACAUGAUCAUCCUUGGUUUGGUCUUCAUCUUUCAGUUUGUAAUCUCUUGCUCAUGUCUGGCUAUUAACCGAAGCAAACAGACAGAUGUCAUCAACGCUUCUUGGUGGGUCAUGAGUAACAAAACUCGGGAUGAACUGGAAAGAAGUUUUGAUUGCUGUGGCUUAUUCAACUUCACAACCCUCUACCAACAAGAUUAUGCUUUCUGCACUGCAAUCUGUAAGAGCCAGAGCCCCACAUGCCAGAUGUGUGGAGAAAAGUUUCUCAAGCAUUCAGAUGAAGCGCUGAAAAUCCUGGGGGGUGUUGGACUCUUCUUUAGCUUUACAGAGAUCCUUGGUGUUUGGCUAGCAAUGAGAUUUCGGAACCAGAAAGAUCCUAGAGCCAACCCCAGUGCCUUUCUAUGAGACUGUGGAGUCUUCUGACUUCUCUCCUGCUCUAAGCUUUUUCUUCCUCCUUUAGGGAAAAACCUAGGGUCUACAGCCCUUUUUUUGUUUGAGAGAAAGGGAAGGCCCUUCGCUACGUCCCCUAAAACUGACUGAAUGGUGAGAUUUAAUGCCUUGACAAUUUUGGUGGGAGCAAGAUUAUAAGGAAUAGGGAAAACUUCCUCCCUCUCUCCCCA
Molecule: messenger RNA, 1119 nt
Organism: Otolemur garnettii (small-eared galago)
Lineage: Eukaryota; Metazoa; Chordata; Mammalia; Primates; Galagidae
Gene: TSPAN31
Product: tetraspanin 31
Exons: 6
Coding region: 272-904 (210 amino acids)
Cellular component (GO): membrane
Source: RefSeq, a predicted model, not a curated record